AUGGCGCUGGUGGUGAACGCGAGCUGCGCGUGGUGCGCGUCCCCGCUGCCAGACACAGAACCGGACUCACGCGCUGUAACCGCAGCUCUGGCCGCCAUCCUCAUCUUCACCAUCGUGGCUGAUGUGCUGGGAAACGUGCUGGUCAUUCUGUCCGUCUACCGGAACAAGAAGCUCAGGAACGCAGGUAAUCUCUUUGUGGUGAGCCUUUCUGUGGCUGACCUGGUGGUGGCGUUGUACCCGUACCCCCUGGCCCUGCUGGCUAUCUUCCACGGCGGUUGGACGCUGGAUGCAGUGCAGUGCCAGCUGAGUGGCUUUGUUCUGGGCCUUGGUGUCAUCGGAUCUGUCUUCAACAUCACAGCCAUUGCCAUCAAUCGCUACUGCUACAUCUGCCACACACUGCACUAUGAGCAUUGGUACACACGUCGAAACACUUGUCUGUGUGUUUGUCUUACGUGGCUCCUGAGUGUCAUCGCAACGCUGCCCAACUUCCUGCUCGGUUCGCUGACCUACGACCCACGGGUCUUCUCCUGCACGUUUACGCAGACCGUUAGCUCUCUAUACACGUCGUGCGUGGUGCUGGUCCACUUCCUGAUCCCACUAGCCGUCGUGUCUUUCUGUUACUUGCGUAUCUGGAUGCUGGUGGUCAGGGUCAAAGGUCGUGUGCGGCCCAGACCUUGGGCACGUUCCGCUGACCUGCGCCACUUUCUAACCAUGUUUGUGGUGUUUGUGCUUUUCGCUAUGUGCUGGGCGCCACUGAACUUCAUAGGCCUGGCUGUGGCGCUGGACCCAGUCAAUGUGGCACCAAAGGUACCCGAGUGGCUCUUCGUGGCCAGCUACUUCCUGGCGUACUUCAACAGCUGCCUGAACGCAGCCGUCUAUGGCCUCCUUAACCGGAACUUCCGCCACGAGUACAAGCAGAUCCUCCUCUCACUUUGCACACGCCGAGCUCUGUUCCCCGAAAACUCCCGGUGCAACACUGAGGCCAUUAGAAGCAAGCAAUCCCCUGCUGUGACCAACAACAUCCUGGUGGAGGCUCACUUGCGGGAGGGUGGAGCUUAAUCACUUACCUUGUUUGAAAAGGGGUGAAGCUGUUAUUAGCAAGUAUUUGGUGGACGUUUAAAGACGACAGAAACAGAUGUCGCGAAAGACUAUAGACUUCAAGUUUACAUCUCCAUCUAAGCAAUCACCUGUUCCAAUAACAACCUGCUGGAUAAUAAAAGGAAGGGCUUGACUGCACAC
Molecule: messenger RNA, 1239 nt
Organism: Ictalurus furcatus (blue catfish)
Lineage: Eukaryota; Metazoa; Chordata; Actinopteri; Siluriformes; Ictaluridae
Gene: mtnr1c
Product: melatonin receptor 1C
Exons: 2
Biological process (GO): G protein-coupled receptor signaling pathway
Cellular component (GO): membrane
Molecular function (GO): melatonin receptor activity
Source: RefSeq, a predicted model, not a curated record